AUGUGUAAAUAAGUAUAAAAAUCGACCAAAACCCAACAUAAAUCCUCCUGAUGACAAUUCCAAACAAAUUGUUAAUAAGCCUUCUGAAUCUUCUGAAUAUACCACUGAAGAAGACAAUAUUUCGGGUAGUAGUAAUUAUGACAUUUCGGACAAGAUUCAACAUAAUGGAGACAGCAACUGA
This is a messenger RNA of Funneliformis geosporum, 181 nucleotides long. The record is from the annotation of a GenBank genome assembly. Lineage: Eukaryota; Fungi; Glomeromycota; Glomeromycetes; Glomerales; Glomeraceae.